AUGUCGGAAGCACGCGUGAACCGCAGUAGUUCUGAAAACAAUGACUUGUUCUUGGAAAAUGAAAUUCUGGCUCCCUUCACCCAUGUUUCUCAAGUAAAGGGCAAGCGGCUGCGUCUUAAAAUAGUUAAGGCUUUCAAUUAUUGGUUACAAAUUUCUGACGAAGAUUUGGACAGAGCCACUGGCCUGGUCAAUAUGCUACACGUGGGGUCCUUACUAAUUGACGAUAUUCAAGACAACUGUACCGUUCGGAGAGGCAUGCCGGCUGCGUACUGUGUCUAUGGGCUCCCUCUCACUAUCAACGCAGCUGUGCAAGUCAUAGCUAUGGUGUUAGAUAAAUCCUUUGAAUUGCAUCCAAAGGCUACAAAAGUUUUUUCCGAAGAAUUCCUGGAAGUGUGUCGAGGACAAGCUAUAGAUAUAUAUUGGCGAGAUAAUUUAAUAUGCCCCACUGAGGAACAAUAUAACAAAAUGAAUGAACAAAAAACUGGUCACAUGUUACUGAUGGCGGUCCGUAUGAUGCAACUUUUUAGUGAAAAUAAAAAAGACUACAGUAAACUUGUCUUAUUAUUUGGACGCUACUUCCAAAUAAGAGACGACUAUUGUAAUUUAAGCCAAAGAGAGGCAUUAGAAGAAUGGCCUGGAGAAGAGGACUCACAGUCAAGACAGAACGUGUGUACGGAUAAUUUUUUUUGUGAAGACAUAACGGAAGGGAAGAUCAGCUUGCCGAUCAUACAUGCGAUACAGAGGACGAAACAAGGCGGAGCGGUUCUUAAUAUUAUUCGUCAAAAAACUCGUAAUGUGGAACUAAAGAAGUAUUGCGUGUCACUUUUGGAAGAUAGUGGUAGCUUGCAGUACACGCGGGAUGUAUUAACUCGGCUCGAUCUUGAAGCUAGAUCGGAGAUUGCUCGUUAUGGAGGUAACCCCUUGUUGGAGGCGGUGCUUGAUGAGCUUCUAAGUUGGAAGAAU
This is a messenger RNA of Brenthis ino (lesser marbled fritillary), 963 nucleotides long. NCBI's taxonomy places the organism in Eukaryota, Metazoa, Arthropoda, Insecta, Lepidoptera, Nymphalidae. The record is from the annotation of a GenBank genome assembly.